AUGGCAAAACGGAAGGUGGACACUGAGAACCGGGGGUUUCAAACAAGGUGGGAGUCGGAGUAUUUGUUCACGGAGGUAGCUGGAAAACCUGUGUGUCUUCUGUGUGGAGAAAGUGUGGCGGUACUGAAAGAGUAUAAUCUGAGACGACAUUAUGAAACGAAACACGCGGACAACAACAAGAAUAUGGACAUGGAACAAAGGCUACAAAAGGCAGAGGAAUUAAAACGAGGCCUCAAAUCUCGACAGGCUCUGUUCAAAAAAGCCAAAUCACAAGGCCAGGCUGCUGUCAAAGCCAGUUUUAUUUUGGCAGAAGAGAUCGCUAAAUCAGCCCGGCCAUUUACGGAGGGGGAUUUCAUCAAAAACUGCAUGAUUAAAGUUUGUGACGAAGUUUGCCCAGAAAAAAGGCAACUCUUUUUAAAUGUGAGUCUGAGCAGAAACACCAUUGCCGAGAGAGUAGACCAGUUGUCCAUCAAUCUAAAAGAGCAGCUUGUAAAAAAGGGAAAAGAUUUCAUUGCAUAUUCCUUGGCUGUGGAUGAGAGCACCGACAUUUCUGACAUUGCCCAGUUGUCAAUUUUCAUCCGCGGAGUGGACUCCAGCCUAAGCGUGACAGAGGAGUUUUUGGCUUUACGUCCUAUGCAUGGCACAACUACGGGGCAUGAUUUGUAUGAAGAGGUGUCAAGAUGUGUAAAUGAGAUGGAGCUGCCUUGGGAAAAACUCGUGGGUUUGACAACCGACGGAGCACCUGCGAUGUGUGGACACAGGAGCGGACUGGUGGCGAAGAUACGGGAAAAGAUGCAAGAGGAAAACGCGACAGGUGAGCUGACAGCUUAUCAUUGUAUCAUACACCAGGAAGCGUUGUGCGGUAAAGCCUUGAAAAUGGAGCAUGUAAUGAGCAUCAUCACGCGCACAGUUAACUUUAUCAGAGCCAAAGGUUUGAAUCACCGCCAGUUCAAGGCAUUUCUGACGGAGUUAGAAACGGAGCAUGGUGAUUUGCCUUAUCACACAGAGGUGCGAUGGCUAAGCCAGGGAAAGGUGCUUCAAAGAUGUUUCGAGCUUCGUGAGGAGAUUUGUCUGUUCUUGGACAGCAAAGGGAAAGACACAACACAACUCCGAGACGAAAUGUUUCUGUGUGAAAUGGCUUUUCUGUGUGACAUUACGAGUCAUCUGAAUGCAAUGAACUUGCAGCUGCAGGGUCGGGAUCGUGUCAUCUCUGAUAUGUACAGUACAGUGAAGGCAUUUAAAACCAAACUGACUCUGUGGGAGACGCAGAUGCGGAAAGAAAAUUUGAGCCACUUUCCCAGCUGCCAGACCAUGAAAGAGAAGCUCUCUACCAGUGCGUUCCCGAGCGCACAGUUGGCUGAUAAAAUAGGUAUGCUUGCCACUGACUUUCGACGCCGAUUUGCUGACUUUGAAGCACAAAAAAGCAGGUUGGAACUGCUCGGUAACCCAUUUGCUGUUGACGUGGAAAGCUCACCACCAAACCUCCAAAUGGAGUUGAUUGACCUCCAAUGCAAUGAUGCACUGAGGGCAAAAUAUGCGGCAGUGGGUGCUGCGGAGUUCGCCCGUUUCCUCCCCGACACAAUGCCCCAGCUGCGCAUCCAGGCUGCUCAAACGUUGUCUAUGUUUGGCAGCACAUACCUGUGUGAACAACUGUUUUCUUUGAUGAACUUGAACAAAACAUCACACAGAAGUCGACUUACUGCUGAACACCUCCACUCAAUUCUGAGGAUUUCCUCAGCUCAGAGCCUUACCCCGAACAUUGAUGAACUUGUGGAAAAGAUGGGACACCACCAAGUAUCACCCUCAACCUCAAACAAGUGA
Messenger RNA from Oncorhynchus gorbuscha (pink salmon), 1821 nucleotides. RefSeq names its product general transcription factor II-I repeat domain-containing protein 2-like. The transcript has a single exon. The record is from RefSeq and is a predicted model, not a curated record. The coding region runs from base 1 to 1821 and encodes 606 amino acids. Lineage: Eukaryota; Metazoa; Chordata; Actinopteri; Salmoniformes; Salmonidae.